UAUACUAAACGUACCUGUCCGUGAAGAUUGGUAAAAAAGAAGCAGCAGAGUAUCAGAGUCAACCGGAGAUGCUCCGUCAUGGUCAUCAUUUCUCCGUCUUCGCCUUCGAAUUUUGAAGUACAGAGGAUGAAGCGAUUCUCCUCCGUCGUCGAAUGGAAGGAAGCGACAGUUUUGGCCUCAGUUUCCGUUUCCGACGACUCUGUUUAAAGACGAAGGAAGGACUCCAACCCCAUAUAUAGCAGAAAGGGAUAUCGAAAUAGAGAUAGUAGAAGUUUGUCUCCCAUGGAGAAGAGGUUGCGUUCAUCUCUUGAAUCCUCGGCGGGAGAAUUCGUCUCGUCUGCUGUAAAACUAAGCCUCAAGUCAUCAAAGCACGCGCUCAAAACCCUAAUUCAUGGCGUAAAGUCUUCUUCAGAUCUUUCCUCCUCUAUUCCUCUAGCCCUCCAACUUUCUGUUUCUCGUGCAAUUGAAACUUUUCGGAAUCUUCUAGGCACCAGUUUCACGAACUCUAAUCCACAAUUCAACUCUAGUCCCUCCAAGUCCCCGCAGUCUCCUCCCACUAAACGUCUGCGACGAUCUUUGCGCCAUUCCAAAACUCGGGAAUUUGAAGAUUUAGAAAGUGGUGAAUCCAAUUCGAACUUACGAAAGGAGAAAGUUCUGGCAGAGCUCGAAAUUUUGUCGUACCUUGUGUUCUUGUGCAUUUCGCACCCUAAAAGAGUAUUUUCUCUGAUCGAUUUACUGCCGUGCGCUCGGGAGUUGCACGAUAAUUUGGUUAUAUUAGAGUCGAAUUCCGUAUUGUCAACGGAGAUUGCAAAUUUGUGCGAGGAAUGGUGGAAGGAGGACUUGCCGGGGCGAGAAUCACUGAUCUCUCUGUCCCUCCCUUUCCUGCUCUCUAGAUCGUUGACGCUAAAGAAGAAGGGGGAUGUGCACAAGGUUUAUAUGCUUCGUGAGGCAUUUUCCUUGUUUGAUUUUGAAGACGAGAGUAUCAAAGAUUUGAAACUUUUGCUAAUUCGUUGCGUUAUUUCACCUCUGUAUUUGAAAACCGAGGAUGGUCGUCGGUUCCUGGCAUAUACGUUUGGCUUAAGUCGGCAGCUACUGAAGGAAGCGUUGGCAAUUAUCCGAUCCCAAAUUCCAUUUGGAAGAAAAUCUAUGUUGGAGGGGUACGGAGACAUCGUGUUUCGUGCUUGGCGGAAUUCUGAAGGAGAUAUAAGAGAUGAAAUGGAAAAUGGUUUUUUGCAGGGUCUGGUGGAGGUUGCCAUACAUGCGAGCACAAGUGCGUUUAGUGCUUCCAUUAGAAGGGUUUUAGGAGCGUUUGUAGACCAGCGAACUGUCGACGGUGUUGAGAAGCUUCUUUUCCGUCUAACUGAGCCUGUGAUAUUUCGAUCGCUGCAGGUUGCAAAUUCAAAUGUUCGUCAAAACUCAUUGCACCUACUUUUGGAUGUGUUUCCUCUGGAAAACCCAGAUGCUACAAAAGAGCUAAAGGACACAUUGCUCGAGAAACAGUUCUUUUUAAUAGAGAAGCUUCUCAUGGAUGAAUGUUCUGAUGUGAGAGUCGUAGCAGUUGAAGGUUGUUGUCGCAUUCUUUAUUUAUUUUGGGAAAUAAUCCCUUCAUCGACCAUCACAAAGAUCAUUACCAAAAUUUUUGAUGAAAUGUCGCGUGAUAUAUCCAAUGAAGUCAGGCUUUCAACAUUGAAUGGCAUAAUCUAUUUGUUUGGAAACCCUCAAUCCCAUGAGAUUCUUAAAGUGAUCUUACCAAGGUUGGGGCAUUUGAUGCUGGAUAAUGCGCUUUCGGUAAGAGUAGCUCUAGCAGAUAUCCUCCUCCUUAUCAGGGAUGUUCGUGAUUUCCAGUUUAAUAAGGUGGUCAGUUUAGAUGUAUUGUUAACGGUACUCGCACAUGAUCAACCCAUUAUUAGCCAGAAAAUUACUAGAUUGCUGAUACCUUCGUAUUUUCCCACCAAAGUAUCAAUUGAAGAGGCAUGCAGUCGCUGCAUAACACUUAUAAAGCGGUCUCCCAUGGCUGGAGCAAGAUUUUGUGAAUUUGCUGCGUCAGAAGGGGCAUCUCUUAAGUCAAUUAAGGAGCUUGUUCAAGCAUUAAUCAAUUUGGUUUCGUCCUCUGCCAAGCUGGAUGAAAAUUACAUUGAUGGCUUACUUCUUUCAGCCAAAUACCUCUGCAACAGCAUUUCUAGUGAACUUUGUUAUAAGAACGAUCUCAAAGAUUUGUUCACCGGUGAAAAAUUGAAGUGCUUGCUCUCUGUAGCACAUUCUGGGCGUGCACGAUCUUCUUUAUUCGACAUUGUGUCCAUGUUCUCUCCCGAUGAUCUUACGGAUCUCCUUGAGGAGUGUAUGCAAUUAAUUACUAACUGUAGUGGUUUGUCGGGUGACUUAGCAAAGCAAGCUGAAGUGAGGUCUGGCCAUAAGUUUUUCCAGGCUUGUGAUGCACUGGAUGUUAUGUUCGAAGCCAUGACAUUGUUACUACAGAAAUCUGCUUAUCGUUGUCACAUUAGAUUUGGUACUGAGAUACCAAAGUUGAGUGUUUCCCCUGCAAAGAGAAAGAGAUGCAAAUUAUCAGGGAAAGUACUAUCUAAAUUAAAGCGUUUUGGUGGAAAAAAGUGUAUGAGCUUUGAAGGCGACUACCUUGUUGCAGUAGGAAUAUCGUGGCAAGUUAAAGAUUUGGUUUCAGAUGAAAAAAUGAAGAGUGCUUUAUUGAGUUCUCAGACUAUAGAGACCAUAUUUCUUACUUUAAAAGUUAUCUGUGAAGUAAGUAUUGUGGAAUGCGUUGAUUACGAGUUUAUGGAUGUAUCUCCCGUUCUAGCAUAUACAUCUCUUGCUUUGCACAUGGCGCUAAAGAAGUGUUGCAGCAAAAAUAGUACGAGUAAUAGUGGAACCAAGAACAAAAUUGUCACAGAUUCUUCUAGUUCAGAGGCAAUAUUGGAGCAGACGCUUGAUCACUUGCUUAACUGCGUUAAGAAACUGUACGAGUCAGAGGACCCUAGAAAACCUGAUGAAGCUAAGCGAGGUGUCAGAAAAUUGUCUCAACAUGUAGAAAAAAAGCUGAAGGAAUCUGGGAGAAAUCAAUCUCACCCUCUUGAGGGAGGAUGUGUUGAUCCUUUAAAAAAGACGUUGAAGCAGGGGAAGAACCUUACAGCUAUCCUCAAGUUCAUUGUUGAUUCUAUUUCCAUGGGCUUUCUUUCAGAAAAGUAUGAAUUGUGCUUGAAAUUUGCUUCAGAGUAUAUGCAACUCAUCACGUCGAUUUUAGGCCAACAAGUUUAUAAAGAUAUUCAGUUCGAGAUGGAAACGAAAGAAUUUUUCCUCUGUCUAAAGUGCUCAUUAACCUAUGCUGCCAAGUUAUUGAAUCAAGUGUUAAGACAUGUGAAAGAUUCAUCGUUGACGCAGAUUCCUAUUCUUGGCCAUAAUUUGCUUGAUUUGAUAGCCUUAGUUGAAGUACAUUUGGGGUCUGGUUAUGCAGCACGUCUUGUUGCGGUGGCAAAGUCUUGGCUUCCUGAUCUGAUUUUGGCUUUAGGAGCUGAUUGCAUAAUAAAACCUGUUGAAGGAGAGGAGGCGCACAUGUACUUCUUUGAGCAAGCCAAAAUUAAUUUUCCCCCAUGGAUAUCAAUGGUUGCAAAGAUCGAACUUCUCAAUUUGAAUGAAGAUUCUACCGAGGAGGACGAUGACAGAUCUCUAGACCAACAUAAAUUUUCCAUAUUUAAGAAAUUUCUGAAGAUGACUAUCACAUUUUUAGAAAGAGAUCACCACAUCUUGGAUGCAGUUGGAGCGAUUUUUAUGAUUGGCUCAGAAAUUGGGUUGGAAACAAAGGACUUUGGGCUGGUAUUGGGACUUCUACAGUUCGUGUGCCGAAGCCUGUACAGUGCUGACGACAGAGAGUGGGGUGAUAUUAUGUUGGCUUCUUUGCAACGUUGUUACCCUCAGAUAGAGAAAGAAUUAUCACAAUGUAAUGGAGAUGAACGUCAUCAGUUGGAUAGGGCAAAGGCUUUGCUUGAACCCAUAUGGUUGUACCAUAUUUUCGAAACUGGUAAAGUUUUCGAUGAUGAAUGAGUAGACAAACCUCAUGUUAUUACA
This is a messenger RNA of Cucurbita moschata (crookneck pumpkin), 4074 nucleotides long. RefSeq lists its product as uncharacterized. NCBI's taxonomy places the organism in Eukaryota, Viridiplantae, Streptophyta, Magnoliopsida, Cucurbitales, Cucurbitaceae. Gene Ontology annotation, cellular component: condensin complex; nucleus. The transcript has 5 exons. The coding region runs from base 283 to 4050 and encodes 1255 amino acids. Gene Ontology annotation, biological process: mitotic sister chromatid segregation. The record is from RefSeq and is a predicted model, not a curated record.